GUGGAGGAAUAAACUGAAUGUUUUCCCCUUUGCUCUGCAGAGAUAUGCAUCAGGUACUUGAUGCAUAUGAGAAGCACAAGUCUUUCUACCUGUACACCGGCAGAGGCCCGUCCUCAGAGGCCAUGCAUGUCGGUCACCUCAUCCCGUUUAUCUUCACUAAAUGGCUUCAGGACGUUUUUGACAUCCCCCUGGUGAUCCAGCUGACGGACGACGAGAAGUACCUGUGGAAGGACCUGACUGUUGAAGAAUGCCACCGCUUUGCAAUAGAGAACGCCAAGGAUAUUAUAGCCUGUGGCUUUGACCUUAACAAGACAUUUAUCUUCUCUGACCUGGACUACAUGGGUGCCUGCCCUGAAUUCUACCGAAAUGUGGUGAAGAUCCAGAAGCAUGUGACAUUUAACCAGGUCAAAGGAAUCUUUGGCUUUACGGACAGCGAUUGCAUCGGGAAGAUCAGUUUUCCAGCCAUCCAGGCCGCACCCUCCUUCAGUAACUCCUUCCCUCAUAUCUUUGGAAGCAGAAAAGACAUACAGUGUCUCAUUCCUUGUGCCAUUGAUCAGGACCCCUAUUUCAGGAUGACCCGUGAUGUCGCUCCAAGGAUCGGUUAUCCAAAGCCAGCACUGCUGCACUCCACCUUCUUCCCUGCCCUGCAGGGGGCGCAGACGAAAAUGAGCGCCAGCGAUGCCAACUCCUCCAUAUUCCUGACAGACACACCGAAGCAGAUCAAGAACAAGAUUAACAAACACGCUUUUUCCGGAGGGAAGGACACUGUAGAAGAGCACAGGAAGUACGGCGGGAACGCAGAUGUAGACGUCUCAUUCAUGUAUUUGACUUUCUUCCUUGAGGAUGAUGAAGAGCUGGAGAAAAUCCGACAGGACUACACCAGUGGAGCGCUGCUAACAGGCGAACUGAAGAAAAAAUUGAUUGAGACUCUGCAGCCAAUGAUUGCCCAGCAUCAAGAGAGACGCAAACAAGUCACAGACGAAACAGUGAAGCAAUUUAUGACACCCAGACCUUUAAAUUUUAACUUGUAGCUCGGUGGAGCGUCACAGAUCCAUGUUUAUUGUACUCUACUAUUUUUCAUUUAAAGUAAUCUGUAAUGGGUGGAAACAUUGGAAGGAUUGUGUUCUUCUCCAAAAUAAGCAUGGCAAUGUUCAUGUGGAAUCAAAUGCACGUUUGUGUUCCUCAUCUGGAGCUCUCUACUCUCAAAGUAAGAGGCAUGUAAUCUAAAAGCUGCUUAAAGACGAACAAAAGAAAAGUCAUCUGCUUCGGAGGUCUUCUGUGGAAAAAUUCCUUUUACCAAGAGAUGUUGUAGUCUUGUUUUUAUAUGAUUGUAAAAAUGAGAGGUGUUAUAAUCACACAUUCAUAUCAGAACAGUU
Cyprinodon variegatus (sheepshead minnow) is the source of this 1376-nucleotide messenger RNA. It is a transcript of the gene wars1, whose product is annotated as tryptophan--tRNA ligase, cytoplasmic-like. The transcript has 7 exons. The record is from RefSeq and is a predicted model, not a curated record. Gene Ontology annotation, cellular component: cytoplasm. The coding region runs from base 18 to 1031 and encodes 337 amino acids. Gene Ontology annotation, molecular function: tryptophan-tRNA ligase activity; ATP binding. Gene Ontology annotation, biological process: tryptophanyl-tRNA aminoacylation. Lineage: Eukaryota; Metazoa; Chordata; Actinopteri; Cyprinodontiformes; Cyprinodontidae.